Molecule: messenger RNA, 2161 nt
Organism: Megachile rotundata (alfalfa leafcutting bee)
Lineage: Eukaryota; Metazoa; Arthropoda; Insecta; Hymenoptera; Megachilidae
Source: RefSeq, a predicted model, not a curated record
UAUUAAAACUCGAUCCCAAAUUAAAUGAAUCUUAAUACUUGAAUUUUAGUAACGAAGGAUUUAAGAGAUGAAAAAUUGAAGAACAUCACUGUGAAAAUAUAAAGGGAUCUUAAAUUAUUAAUAAUUUUCUUCCGUAAAAGUUGCGCGUUUAUUUCGUUUGAAAAUUUAAUGUUGCAUUCAGAAAGUAAUCUGAACUUUUACCCCGAAGAAAACUCGACCUUUCCGUACCUUUCGUCGCUUUUACAUGAAAAAAUAAUUCGAAGAAACUGUGCUUGAAAUAAACGAGUUUCGAUAAAAAGAAAGACGGGUUAAAUCGGCGGGUCACGAAUCGACGGAAAGUUUUAAUGCUUUGUUUUUCUUUAAUAUCGCGAUUACGAGAGUAAAAAAUAUCAAACUUCUGAAAAUUAUUCUCUAUUACAUCGCAGAACGCUAGAGCGAUAUAAUAUUCGUUUAAUGAAAUGUAAGAAGGGAAAUGAUAUCGAUCCAGGUAGAUCGAAUCGCGGUAAAAUAAUGAAGACCUUUCGUAAUGAAAGUACUAUUAUCAUAAUUGCCUCGCAGACUACGAAGCCAGCGAUGAAACACGUAAAGCAACAAUACAAGCGAAGUCAUUGUGUCCAGGAUUGUGAUUUCGUGACUGCCUGCCUCGGUCGGGGAACCGGGUAAAAAAUAAAUGUGGAAAGCAAAAAACCGGUCGUGUUUCCGUGGAACCAAGUCGAUGAAUAUUUUUCUGUCUUUCUGUUCCUUGAUUAAGUUCGCGUUCUUUUGAAGAACGGAGACUAGGAAAUCACUGAAGUGCGGAGUCACGCCAGACUCGUUGGAAAUAAAUUGAAAGCAAAAUAAAAAAGGGAGAUUCCUGUGUUCGGAUUCCAAGAUUACAGAAAAUAUUCUAACCAGAAUAUUUGGUAUAUCGGUGCAAACUAGGUAAAAGGGAACUUCAAGCAUUCAAGUUAACAAAGCUUAUUUUUAUAACUUAUCAAACAUUCAAUGAAACUUACUAAAAAUUAAAAAUGUAGAAAAUUGCUGGAUACUAAUAUUGAUUUCCAAGUCAUCAAGUAGUUCACGGUUUAAUUAAAAUGUGUUACUGAUCAACGAUUACAGUAUACAGUAAGUGAUCCAAGUGGAACAAGAUGUAACUUACGGGAUCACCUGAUAUAUCUCGAGCAGGCCUGUAUCGAUUCGUGAGGGGCGGACAAUGAACGACAGCCUGACGAUGUGUAUCCAUUAAUAUUUUCCUGUUCUCGAUAGCUGACAGAAAUUUGGCCGUGUCUGGCAACAGACAGAUGAAUGCCAGUACACCGAUGGCAAAAGGAAAAAAGAAGAAGCGGAAGAACCCACGGAUCUUCCAGGCUCGUUACAAGCAUGGAGCUCAUCUUUUUUCCCUCGUUUCACCAUACGCUAUCCCACAUUUGUCCCGUACAGCGGUGGCAAAGCACAGGUUUCGUGCAGCUACCGGUUAUAUCCGAGGGCAUAAACGGCUGCUGUCCAGACAGAACAAAGAGGGUGUUAUCGUGGAUGUCUGUGAGAACGACACCAACUGCGAAGCAGAACGGUACACAGAGGUAUCGCAGAGACGAGGUACAAAGUAGAUAGCCACGUAAGCGUCGCCAUGGAUCGUUAAAUUGAAAUCUGUUAGAGCAACCUCGUGCAACGCUUGGGGUUCAACGAACGAGUUUUAUUUCCUUCGAGGUUUCUCUGCUCGAGCUUUACACGCGAAAAGUAUGCCAUUUUGUUACCCUGCAGCCAUCCACCUUUUCAACCCUCUUUCUUUAAAAACUUACUGGGAUUCUGCGUUGGACAAGUUUCUUUAAUGAAAAGAUCUGGAAACGCGUGAUUGGUAGAGCCUUCUACCAUGACUGGUUCUAACAUGAUUGUUAAUAUACUUUAUACAGAAUAGCUGAUGGAUAAUUGUAAUGGGCGAUUUCGGUACAUGAAACUUAAGGUUUAUGAAUUUAGAGGUUCUACGAAAAUGACAGUAGAUUAAUACAGUUUAUACGAAAUAACUGAUUGACAAUUAUGGUGAGCGAUUUUGGAACAUGUUUGAUGUGAUUUCGUGAUAUGAAAGCAUCGCAUGUAUGCUUAAAUAAUUCAAAAUUGUGUAAAGGUUUGAUAUUCUGAUUACAGAAAGCCAUUUGUAACAAAUGUAACUUUGGUGCAAUUUUUA